Strongylocentrotus purpuratus (purple sea urchin) is the source of this 5331-nucleotide messenger RNA. RefSeq names its product kinesin-like protein KIF9. Bases 135 to 2567 code for a protein of 810 amino acids. Gene Ontology annotation, molecular function: microtubule binding; ATP binding; microtubule motor activity. The transcript is spliced from 16 exons. The record is from RefSeq and is a predicted model, not a curated record. NCBI's taxonomy places the organism in Eukaryota, Metazoa, Echinodermata, Echinoidea, Camarodonta, Strongylocentrotidae. Gene Ontology annotation, biological process: microtubule-based movement.
CGCCGUAUAAAUAUAAACGUUUAUUGUAUACGUACGUACGAGCAGUACGCACAGACGAAUUUGGAUUUUGACGAUUGUAAAUAUCAUCAACAUUUUAGAUUUUGGGAGUGCUUAAAUCAAGUGAAACAUCCCUGAUGAAUAAGCGAAGCAGCAAGGUCCGCGUCUUUGUACGCACCAGGCCGACGGACAAGUUUGCUCAGGAUAUGAUUGAGCUCAAUCCAGAUGGCAAGACUGUCAAUAUCCAUGCCAAGAAAGAUGUAAAGAGAGGCGUGGUCAACAAUCAGAUGUUGGACUGGUCAUUUAAGAUGGAUGGAAUUCUUCAUAAUGCUAGUCAAGAUAAGGUGUAUGAAGAAGUGGCUUCCCCUCUUGUCACACAGCUACUUGAUGGCUAUAAUGGGACGUUAUUGUGUUAUGGUCAGACUGGUGCGGGUAAGACAUACACAAUGACUGGAGCAACCGAGAACUACAAACAGAGAGGAGUCAUCCCCAGGGCUAUAGCACAGGUUUACAAGGAAAUAGAGGAUAGACCAGAGCAAGCGAUCACUGUUCGUAUCAGCUAUUUAGAGAUCUACAACGAGACCAUGUUUGACCUCUUAUCGACCCUGCCUUACAGCAUUCAGGGACUUCCCCAGAUGACGAUCACAGAGGAUGAGUUUGGUAUCAAUAUCAAAGGCUUGAGCGUUCAUCUAGCUCACAAUGAAGAGGAGGCCCUUAAUCUGCUCUUUGAGGGUGAGACCAACCGUGCCAUCGCCUCUCAUGCUCUGAACAGCGUCUCUUCUAGAUCUCACUGUAUCUUCACCAUCCAUGUGGAAUCAAGAUCCAGAACCGAGUCCAAUGCUAAAUACAUCCGAAGCAAGUUCAACCUGGUUGAUCUCGCUGGCUCAGAGCGGCUUAGCAAGACAGGGUCUGAAGGUAAGACUCAGCAAGAGGCUGUCUACAUCAACAAAUCCUUGACAUUCCUAGAGCAGACGACCAUUGCAUUGGCUGAUCGGAGACGAGAGCAUAUACCGUACAGGCAGACCAAGCUAACACACUGUCUCAAAGAUUCAUUGGGUGGGAAUUGUAACACCAUCAUGAUAGCCAACGUGUGGGGAGAAGCCAAGCAGAUAGAGGAGACCAUCUCAACCAUGCGCUUCGCUACAAGAAUGAUGUGUGUCGCUGUGAAUCCAGCUGUCAACGAGUUCUUUGAUCCGGCAUUGCUGGUCAAGAAACUAGAGAAAGAGAUCAGGCAUUUGAAGCAUGAACUCACUAUGCAUGAUACGCUGGCCAACCGAAGCCAGGUGAGUUACGAGCCACUGUCAGACACUCAACUCUUAGAGGUCAAUAACCAGGUACGACGUUACCUCGAUGGCUCACUGGACGAGAUCGAUAUCGUCAACAUACGACAGAUCCAGAGCAUCUUUGGCACAUUUAAAAGCAUGGUUAGUCAGAUGGACAGUGAGGUUGAAAGUCGUCUAAGGCAGAAGUAUACCAUCAUCGAUCGCAUGGAUCCUAAUGCUGUAGCUGCUGCACAGAAGGCUGGAGUAGUGUUUGAUGAGGAUGGUGGUGCUACGUAUGUAGGAGAGGUUGAUGGACAAGGCUUUGGUAUAGGAGUUGCUCCAGCCUCAUCUAAACCAGCACAUUCAUCUGUUGUGUCGGCGAGAAAGGGAAGAGGAAGGAAAGCUAAGGAAAGGGGAAGCCCUCAACCUAAAGGUGUCUCAAGCCCUUCACCUACCAUGGAACGUGCCUCACCUGUCAGGAAUGGUAACGUUGGACCAGACACUAAAGAGUCUGCAAUCCGCACUGAGACGGCCUCGGUGGCAGGGUCACAGGGCCCAGCAGCAGAGGGCGGUGCACAGGGAAGAGCCACUCCGCCACUCAGGACGGUUGCGUUUGAGGAAUUCAAACAUGAGAAAGGCAAGGAGAUCAACAAGAUACUUGUGGAAAACAAAGACAUCCUGAAGGCCAAGAGGAAAGAUUGCAGAGACUUAGCCAAGUCGAUCAACAUGACCAAGCAGGAGAUUGAUGUAACGCGAAAUACUAUUGAGAAACUAAGGCAAGAGAAGGCUGAACAAGGAGACUUUGUGAAUGAGGAAGGUGAGAUGGUGAUUAGCGAGGAGGAGUUUCAGAUGAUCAGGAAACUAAAGGAACUCAAAGCAUCCUACCGUGGUGAUUACGAUGCCCUACGGCAGAUCAAAUCAGAGAUCCAGUACUGUCAGAAGCUUGUAGACCAGUGCAGACAGAGACUUGUUAAUGAAUUUGACAACUGGUAUAGUGAAUGUUUCUUGACAACUGAAGAAGGCCAGAGUAGUGCAGUGGCAGGGGUUGGAGCAAGACCAGGAACUCAGUAUGACAUGCCUGAAGAUGAAGGAGAGAAAUUUGAAAGACUUCAAUCCGAGCUUCUCAUGGAGAAUCCUGACUCGGCCUCCUUCUACAAUGCUAAGAUGAGAACCGAUAGACGGCAAAUCUUGGAGAGUGCUGUGAAUCAACCACAACCCCACGCAUCAUCGAACCGUCCAAGAGAUGUAACCUCUCCAACGAUCACCAUCCGCAACAAGCCACCAUCAAUGAUGAUCCUUCAGAACUAGCCGCAUUAAUCUAUCUGCCAUGAACGUUAUCAGUUCAACAUAUGCAUGGGACUUGCAGUAGCUGCGUGUCCAUUCAGAGUUAUCGAUGCCUCAUAGGUCGCAUAAGCAUUUUCUGAUUGCUUUUAUUUUCAAUAUCUAUAAAUGGUGACAAUUAACCAUCCAUAUUCAAGUUCUGAAAAAUCCAUAAAAAAAGCACUUUACAUAGUACUGGUCAAUUCAGGUGAGCAAUUAACAUAACGAUGCCUUAGUAUUUUUUCUUGUUGAAGCCAUAACCACUUGUGCACUGAGUAUUGCUAUCAUAUGGUGGAGAAUCGUUCAGAGGAUUAGUGCACUUGGCUUCUUCUGUAAACAAAGCAAUAUCAAAUUAAUUUAGUCUAUGUGAUUGGUAACACGAAACUCUUAAUCGUGCUAGGAGAAAUGCCACGUUUAUGGAAUUAUUCUAAUAUUUGGAAGGUUCAAAGAUGAUGUUGAUUAUUCAAGGUGCAUUGAAGACUAAUAAACCACAUUGCAACCAGUUCAAAACUUGAUUUGAUCGUAAACACUUCUAAUCUUGCACAUAAGACUAAUUUGGAAGCUUAAUAGGGUAAAAUAAAGUCAAAUUUCAUUUAUCUUUCAUCUUUAUAUAUGAAAUUCAUCUGUGAUGGGCAAUUGAGUUUUCUGUAUGGUUUAUAAGAAUGAUGUUGCAAUAGUUGAGGUUGUGAAAUUUCCAUUUCUUAGAAAGUCUCUCUGUUACGGUACAUGUAGCAGAUUUCUCACUGUAUAGGAAAGUAUGUGUGUGCAAAAAUCUAGCUUUGCUCAGGAUAGCUAUCAUGUGAACCCGGACGAGGCUACCCUGUUAUUGACAUGGAAAUAAUCAAACCCUAUGAGGACCUGCUCAGAUGUGUAGACUAAAUCCAAAAUAUCUCAAUUCAAUUCAUUCCAAAAGUUAUUGGUCAUGCACAACAAAAAUCAUUCUCUGAAUGUUUUUGUUAAAAGAACAAAAUGUCAAAUGUAAGAGAUGUAGAGGUAGGAUUAUGUCAGAGAUCUGCAUCUGUGUUCCCAUAACAAUUUAUUGGAACAUUGGAGAUUCUUUCUGGAGUUGUAUAUAAAUGUAUAUAAUAUACAAGUAUAUGUAAAUAAUUUAAUGUAUAUUUGCUUGAAAAAUCAGAGCUUGUCAAUGUAAGUUUUCUUCAUCUAAAUUAUUGUUAUGUUAUCAUUGGUUACUUUGUGCAGCCUUGCAGCAGAGAAAGCUGAGAUGUAUGGACAUCUGUUCACAUUGACUUUGAAGUUUUAGGAUUUUUUCGUUUAGAAAUAAGUGAUCCAUUAUACAUUCUUUUUACAUGUUUAUAAAUUAAAGGAUAAUGAUGAGAGAUACUAUAUGUUAGGAUUCAUUUAUCACUAGCAUGCAUGUAGCUUAUGUGUAUCUUUAGUAUUGUAAUCAUUGGAGCCAUGCCAAGACUGGAUAUUUCAAAAAUCUAUGUUGACCAUCCUCGUUCCCUUGGUGUAGAUUAUUUCAGACAACUACAAAAAUUAGUCAGUAAAAUUGGUUAGUGAAAUUGGUUAGUAAAAUUAGUUAGUAAAAUCAAGUCUAUUGGCUGCUCCAGUGGGGAUUCAGUAGGCAGCAUAAAAAUCUCAAUCGUAAAAAAAAAAUCAUGAUAUGUUUAAAUUUUGUAAGAUGUUCAAGACAUUUCUCAUACAUUUACAUCUGAUAAAAGUUAUCUUUGAUCCGAGAUUCAACCUUGUAGUACUAAGGGCAAGACAACCCUGAUAUUAACAGUUUGCAUUCAUUCAAAGCAGAAUAUUAGAGCUGGAAGCAGUUUAUCGAUGAAUAUUGUAGAAACAUUAAACAAUUGUGGUAAAAGGGUCACUGUGAAAGUCGAUCAAUAUGAAUAUUCAAAUCUAAUUUUGUUGAAAUUGGUAAUGUGAUUGCUCGCAGAAUGUCAAAGAUUUGUUCUCUCUUUACAAAAAUAUAUAGAUAAGGGAAGAGUGAUCUCUGGUAGUUUACAAAGAUAGUUCCAGUACAGUCAGAUCUGUCUUAGCAGCCACCUGUAUAUAGAGACCACCUGUAUAUAGCAGUCACAUGUAUUGUCUCUCUACGGAAUGAAAUAUAUGUUGAAGAACCUGUCUAUAAAGGCCACCUGUCGAUAGUAGCCACAUUUUGUGUGUCCCUUGGCUAGCAUAAAUAGACAGGUUUGACUUUAUAAGAACUUAGAAAUUUGGCAGCUUUGAGAAAAUUUAGCAGACUAAACAAAUGGGAGUAUUUUGGUUUAGAAAUUUAUAUUAGAUCUUCACUGUUAAAAAAUCUUACUUUUUCACUGAUUGCAUUGUUCUCAAAUUUUGCAUACAUAUACAUUUGCUUCUCUAAUUUCUGCUUCAAAUUAAAGUAAUCUGUUUUUAAAUAUUUAAAUCCCUUUGAACUGCAAAUGAACAAGCCAUGAAGUUUCAAUGUCAAGUUCUUUCCAUGAAUAGUGUGUUUAAGGAUCGCCGUAUAUGAUGAAGAGAAGUCUUCAUAUGUAUUACUGUAAGCCUAUUUCAGUGUGUGCAUUGUUCCGUCCAGCAUGCAUUGUUUUUGUUUCUUGGUAUACAGUGUCUCUUUUCAGCUCAUGCAUACAUGUCUGGAAAAAGAAUGUAAAAGAUAUUGAGACGAAAUUCAGAAUAUUUGCCUUUAAUUUUGUUUUAUAUAUUUUCAUUUAUACUACUCUCGUCAAUCAUGCGAGAAUUUGCUUUUUAUAGUUGUAUCAUAUACAUGUUACAAUAAAUGUGAAAAUUGUCCAUAUUCAAACAA